Molecule: messenger RNA, 1761 nt
Organism: Musca domestica (house fly)
Lineage: Eukaryota; Metazoa; Arthropoda; Insecta; Diptera; Muscidae
Gene: GlcAT-I
Product: galactosylgalactosylxylosylprotein 3-beta-glucuronosyltransferase I
Exons: 2
Coding region: 169-1095 (308 amino acids)
Biological process (GO): chondroitin sulfate proteoglycan biosynthetic process; carbohydrate metabolic process
Cellular component (GO): Golgi membrane
Molecular function (GO): galactosylgalactosylxylosylprotein 3-beta-glucuronosyltransferase activity
Source: RefSeq, a predicted model, not a curated record
CAAUUGUUUUUCUCCCAUAAACAGAUCAGAUAGGUCAGAUAAGGAACUCUAGAGCUAGCUUUUUGUCAUAAUUUACACAAAAAUCAUCAAAUUACUUAACUAAAUUAGUUUUAUGACAGAUAAACAAAUACAUAUCCAUACAAACAACAACAAUCUCAGUGCUUGGACAUGUCGGAAGUACGCAUUAAACCUCGCCAAGUAUUGGUUUUAAUCAUUGUGUUCCUGGUUAUUCUACUAAUGGUUCAUCGCAAUGGCAAAAGGACUUGCCAGGGACCAGCAUACCUCCAGGCCAUGUACGCCAAACAGCAAGAUGGAGAAUUACCAACAAUUUACUGCGUAACACCCACUUAUGCCCGGCCACAUCAAAAAGCUGAAUUAACGAGGCUUUCUCACAUCUUUAUGUUGCUGCCAAACUUGCACUGGGUCAUCGUAGAAGAUUCAGAGACGAAAACAAAUCUAGUAAGGAAUCUAUUGGAACGAGCUGGCUUAACGCAACGUUCCACUCAAUUGAAUGUUAAAACACCCACAGCCUUCAAACUGAAACAUAACGAUCCCAAUUGGAUAAAGCCUCGUGGCGUGGAGCAAAGAAAUCUAGCCUUAUCAUGGAUACGCACAAAUGCGGAUGCCGAAAAGCACAAUAUUGUCUUCUUCAUGGACGACGAUAAUUCCUAUAGUGUGGAACUAUUUGCGGAGAUGUCUAAAAUAGAACCUGGUCGAGUGGGCGUGUGGCCUGUGGGUCUGGUUGGUGGUCUUAUGGUGGAGAAGCCUUUGCUUAAUCAAGAAACUAACCUGGUGGAGGGCUUCAAUGCGGCUUGGCGUCCCGAACGGCCAUUUCCAAUUGAUAUGGCCGGGUUUGCGAUAUCAACUGAAUUACUUUUUAAAUACCCCGAGGCUGCUUUCAGUUAUGAAGUUCAACGCGGCUAUCAAGAGAGUGAAAUUUUAAGACAUUUAACUACUAGAUCACAACUACAGCCAUUGGCAAACAAUUGCCGUGAUGUAUUGGUAUGGCAUACAAGAACUGAAAAAACGAAACUUACAAAUGAGGAGGCUUUGAACAAACAAGGGAAAAAAUCGGAUGAGGGUAUGGAGGUUUAAUAGACUAGAAUUUAGUUAGGAAUUGCGAAUAUUUUAUAAAUGUUGUUCACUACUGAGAUUUAGAGAUUUAUUUGCCUGGGAUUUUUGAAAAAAUAUGGAAAUAACUUAUUUAAUAGAUAUGGGGAAAAAUACAGUUUUACAAAAAUUGGAAAAUCCUUUCAUAAAGUUACGGGCAUUACGCAGUUGAAGAUAUAAUCGAAGGUAAAUUAGUUAUUCUCAAAACAAUUUCGCUUGUUUGUUCAAAUCCUAGCCUUAUAAGUUUCAGAACUGCAGAGAUCUUUUAAUGUUAAAUGUCCUAUGCUUGCCUUCUCAAUAGUAAAAAAAGUAAUUUCAGGUGAAAUUCUAUAAUUUUGUGUAUCCCUAUAACUUGUAUAAAGUGAAGCAAAUCUAAGAGAAUCCUUAAAAAAAGUGUAAACUUAAUUUUGUAGUUAUUUAUUCGAUUUUUUUCUUGCACUUUGAAAUUUUACAUAGAAUGCGACUGCUGGAUCCAAAGACUUAUAAUAAUUUAUUUUUUUUAACUAUUUGUUGUCUUCCAGUAAUGUUAAGGCUAGUCCUUGCAAAACAACUGCUGAAUAUACACAUUUUUACGUCAGCCAAUUUUAAUAAAUAUAUUUGCUCUUGUAAAUAAAACCAUUAAUAAAAUAAAGUAUUAUUUUUAUACGAAAA